Messenger RNA from Musa acuminata AAA Group (dessert banana), 3492 nucleotides. Its product is annotated as FT-interacting protein 3-like. The transcript is spliced from 2 exons. NCBI's taxonomy places the organism in Eukaryota, Viridiplantae, Streptophyta, Magnoliopsida, Zingiberales, Musaceae. The coding region runs from base 91 to 3246 and encodes 1051 amino acids. The record is from RefSeq and is a predicted model, not a curated record.
UCGGACAAUGUAAAUGAUCUAAUUGGUAUGGCUUUUACUAGUCACGUCGUAUAACUGAACUCACGGAGUUUUGCAGCUUUCAACGAGGAGAUGAAGUUGGCGGUGGAGGUCGUUCGAGCCCACCGCCUGAAGCCCAUAGGCAGGCAUGGCACGACGAACCCCUUCGUCGAAGUGGAGUUCGAUGGACAGAGACGCCGCACCGCGACCAAACUCAACGACCUCAACCCCUCGUGGAACGAGACCCUCGUCUUCGACGUCUCCGACCCUCUUGAUCUCCCCGACCGCACCGUCGACGUCUCCGUCUUCCACGAGCGCUUAUCCUCUUCCGUGGACCACCGCCGUCGCCGUCGCAGCUUCCUCGGCCGCGUUUGCCUCCUUGGAUCCUCCGUGGCGUCCUCGCGCCUCGACGCCGCCCUCCAGCUCUGCCCCCUCGACAAACGCAGCCUCUUCUUCAACGUCCGUGGCGAAAUAACCCUCCGCCUCUACGCCGUCCCUGAUGCCUACGAAGCCCAAGCUGCCGACGGCCACCGUCCCCUCUCCUCCGCCUCUGCACCUACUAUUGUUCUGGAAUCCAUUCCAUCAUCAUCCACUAUCCUCGAGUCCAUUCCUUCCACCAUAUCCGCCGGCGAAACGCUGCCGCCCAAGUCCACCAUAUCCGUCGGCGAGAUGAUGCCGCCUAAGAAGAAGAACCAUCGUUCGUUUACCAAGGAAAAGGAGCGGAGAGAGUUCCACUCUGUCGGGACCCCAUCCGCGACAGGAAAGAGUCAAGUUAGCCAUACAACAGGGUUCCUCUCGAACCACGAAAGGAGCCACCAUCGCUCGCCGCAGUCUUAUUACCGGGCGAACCAUGACCUGGCGGGGCCAGCGGUGGCGGCAUCAGUGCAGCAAGCUCCUCCGCCCAAAAUUGAGUACGCUCCUCCGCCGAAAAUUGAGUACGGGAUCGUCGAGACCCAGCCGCCACUCGCGGCCCUCAUGGGCUACCGGCUCGCCAGAAACAGCGACAAGAUCAAAAGCACCUACGACCUCGUGGAGCAGAUGGAGUUCCUCUUCGUCCGCAUCGUCAGGGCCCGCAACCUCCCUGCCAUGGACAUCGUCGGCAGCCUCGAUCCUUACGUCGUGGUGAAGCUUGGCAACUUCACCAACAAGACCAAUCACCGGGAGCGAAACCGGGACCCGGAGUGGGAAAACGCCUUCGCCUUCUCCAAGGGCCACAUCCAGGCGCAGCGCCUGGAGGUGGUGGUGAAAGACAAGAACUUCAUCAAAGACGACAUCGUGGGCGACGUCGCCAUCGAGCUCCCCGAGGUCCCCUUGCGCGCUCCGCCGGAUGGCCCCGUCGCCCCUCAGUGGUACAGGCUGCGGAAGGGGAACAACCGCGACGAUGACGCCUACCGGGGGGAGAUCAUGAUGGCCGUGUGGAUGGGCACGCAGGCGGACGAGGUGUACCCGGACGCGUUGCACUCCGACGCUCACCUUCUUCCCCUGGCGAGCAUCCCCCACACCCGCUCCAAGGUCUACUUCAGCCCCCGCAUGAGCUACCUCCGGGUCAACGUCAUCUCGGCCCAGGACCUUAAGCCGUCCCGCCCCGACCCGGCGAUCUACAUCAAGGUCCAGCUCGGUGCCCAGCUGCGGUGGACUCUCGUCUCCUCGGACCGCUCCCCGAACCCGACAUGGAAGAACGAGGAGCUCAUGCUCGUUGCCUGCGAGCCUUUCGACGAGCCGCUCGUGCUCAUGGUCCAGGACCGUCUCCUGCCGAACAAGGACGAGACCAUGGCCAAGCUGGAGAUCCGCAAGGGAGCCAUCCGCACCCACGCCGACCACCACAAGCCCUUUGCCCCUCAGUGGUUCAACCUCGACAACCCAAAUGGAAGCAGCGGCAGCGGCAACGGCAGCGGCUACGGCAAGCUCCAGCUUCGGGUCUACUACGACAACAACUACCAUGUGAUCGACGAGUCCGCGCACUUCUGCAGCGACUUCCAGCCCUCCGCCAAGCCGCUCCGGAAGCCCAACAUCGGAUUACUCGAGCUCGGGAUACUGAACGCCCGGGAUCUUGCACCACUGAGGAGCAACAACGGCGCGGGCAGGAGAGUCGACGCGUACUGUGUCGCGAAGUACGGCCCCAAGUGGGUGCGCACACGGACGAUCCUCGGCACGGCGGAACCCCGGUGGAACGAGCAGUACUCAUGGGACGUCCACGACCCCUGCACGGUCCUCACCGUAGCCGUCUUCAACAACGGCCACGUCGAUGGCAACAACGACGCCGCCAAAGACGAUCCCCUCGGAAAGAUCCGAAUCCGGCUCUCGACGCUGGCGAUUGACAGUGUCUACACUCACUUCUAUCCUUUGCUAGCGGUGCAUCCUUCCGGGUUGAAGAAGACCGGCGAGCUGCAUCUGGGCCUCCGAUUCACAUGCACGUCGUGGCUGAACAUGUUGUUCUUGUACGUCAAGCCUCUGUAUCCCAAGAUGCACUACAAGCAGCCCAUCCCGUUCAAGCAGAUGCAGUACCUCCGCUACCAGGCGAAGCAGACAGUGGCAGCGAAGCUGGCCCGGGCUGAGCCGCCGCUGGGGAGAGAUGUGGUCGCAUAUAUCCUCGACGAUGCUUCCAACACGUUCAGCCUGAGGAAGGGCAAGACCAAUUGGCAUCGGAUCAGGAUGCUGUUCUCCGACGUCCAGGCCUACCUGCAAUGGUUCGACGCUGUCCGGAGUUGGACCAGGCCGGCGGUGACCACUCUCGUCCUCCUGCUCUUCUGCGUCGUAGCCUGGACGCCGUCCCUGAUCCUUCCCUCCGUAUUCCUCCACCUGUUCAUCGUGGGCGCCUGGAAUUCCCGGCGUCGCCCGCGCCACCCGCCGCACUUGGACACGAAUCUGUCGUUCGCCGAGUCGGCCGUCCCAGACGAGCUCGACGAGGAGCUAGAUAGUUACCCGUCGACGAGGACGAACGAGAUGGUCAUGAGCAGGUACGACCGGCUGAGGAUGGUCGCCAGUAGGGUGCAGUCGGUGGUGGCAGAUCUGGCCAACCACGCGGAGAGGAUACAGGCCUUGCUGAGCUGGAGGGAUCCCCGGGCGACGGCCAUCUUCGUAGUAUUUGCCAUCAUAAUGGCUGCAGUCUUCUAUUUCCUGCCGUUCCAGUUGGUGGUGAUGCUCCUGGGGCUGUACUUCAUGCGCCACCCCAAGUUCCGGAGCAAGAGGCCCUCGACGGCCUAUAACUUCUUCCGGAGGCUGCCGAGCAACGCCGAUACAUUUCUGUAAACAAAUAGCAUGUGGAAACACACGCAAUGGUGUGCGCUCGUCAUAGCAAUCAGUGUUGUUUUCUACUGGGGAAGAUGAAGAAAGUGUCCGAAGGCUGUACGUGUUCUGAGGGUCUCGUUUCCUUCCUUCUUCGACCGCCUCGCCUAUCGACCGACUCCGAAGGUUAAAGCGAGAAGAAGAGAAGAGCGAACAAGAGAAGAAGAGUUGCCAGAAGAGCCGUGCGAACCCUUGUUUUUUAUAUGAUGC